Molecule: messenger RNA, 4402 nt
Organism: Eutrema salsugineum
Lineage: Eukaryota; Viridiplantae; Streptophyta; Magnoliopsida; Brassicales; Brassicaceae
Product: epidermal growth factor receptor substrate 15-like 1
Exons: 13
Coding region: 369-4064 (1231 amino acids)
Biological process (GO): endosomal transport; endocytosis
Cellular component (GO): cytoplasm; nucleus; plasma membrane
Molecular function (GO): calcium ion binding; protein binding
Source: RefSeq, a predicted model, not a curated record
UUUUAUCAUAACUUUCCCAAAAUCUUCUCUUCCAUCGCUGUACCGGUUUCCAUCUCAAAUCCCGGGAAUUGAAUUGUUUCUCUGUCGGAGAAUCGUCAUCGACCUCUGUUACUUCUCUCCGCCUCUCGUGGCCGUCCCUCUGUUCACCUUUGCCGAUCCCAUUUCUCCUUCCUUUCAAUCGAAACUCCCUUCGAUCCGGUGUUCUCUCUCCUACUGAUCUACGAUUGAGCUUGGUUAGCCUUAUGUAUUAGGGCUUUUCUACGCAUCUUGUAUGCCGAGAUUGGAUCGCUUUCUUCUGUGCUUUUUGAUGCGGAAAACUUCUGGUCACUGUCUUCGCUGCUAGAUUUCGGAUCAUCCUCCGUUUUCAAAUGGCAGCGCCAAGGCCGACGGGGAGCCAGGAUCUGUUCGAUACGUAUUUCAGGAGAGCAGAUUUGGAUGGAGAUGGUCAUAUCAGUGGAGCUGAGGCCGUCGCUUUCUUCCAAGGCUCGAAUUUGCCUAAACACGUCCUCGCUCAGGUAUGGUCCUACGCAGAUGCAAAAAAGGCUGGUUACCUUGGUCGAGCGGAGUUUUAUAAUGCCCUGAAGUUGGUAACAGUGGCACAAAGUAGACGGGAAUUAACUCCUGAGAUAGUGAAGGCUGCAAUCUAUAGUCCUGCUUCAGCCAGUAUCCCUGCCCCCAAAAUAAAUCUUGCUGCAACACCCUCUCCGCAGCCCAGGGGAGUUGUGCCUGCUACACAAGCUCAGGGAGCUACAUCAGUGCCAUCAGUAGCGGCUGGUAUGAGAGGAACUCAAAUGGGUGGAGCUGUAAGCACUAGUAACCAACAAGUAGUCCCGGGCCAGCAGAACCAAUUUACCGGGCUACCUCCAUCUCAACCACAGCAAAAUUUUCAAAGCCAGGGUAUGCCAGCGGGAAGUACUAAUUUGCCUCGUUCUGCAAACCAACCUAUGCCAUCUAAUUUGCUCAGUGGUAGAAGUCUUGGGCCCUCUGGGCAAGUGAAUUCUCAAAUUCCUACGAGUCAGAGUGCAUAUGGUUUGACAGCACCCAAUUCAGUUGCCAACCAUAUAGCAAAACCGCAUAUGACACCUGCAGUAAUAAGCUCUACAACAGCUAGACCUCAAGAAUCAGCGCCUGUGCACAAGCCCCAAGAUUCAUCUGCUCCUUCAGGUACUCGUGCUCCAGAUGCUCCAUCUAAUCAAUUGGCCUCAGGAAACGGAUUUUCCUCUGACUCGCUUUUCGGAGAUGUGUUUUCAGAUGCUUCCACACCGCCAAAACAACAUACCACGGCAACUACAUCGACAAUGGGCAUCUCAUCUGUUUCUUCCGGAACUGUCGUGGCUCCUGAGGUUGCACAGUCUGUAGUUAGGCAAAGUUCAAUCCCACAACAAGGUUCAUUCAGCCAGCAUCCUGUUGGUGUUCAGAAUCAGCUUACUGGAAAAUUAGGGCAGCCAUUUGUUCCCUCCGGUGCAGCUUCUGGUACAACUGUCCCUUCUGCUGGAGUUGGAAUUUUAGCUUCCAGUCAGAUGACCCAGCGCCAAUCCCAGCCUCAACCCCAUCACCAACCCCAAGCCCAGCCCCAAGUACAACACCAACCCCGGCCCCAACCACAACACCAACCCCAUCCCCAACCACAUCAACCCCAGCCCCAUUCCCAAGCCCCUUGGCCAAAAAUGACUCCAGCUGAUGUCCAAAAAUAUACCAAGGUUUUUGUGCAAGUUGACACUGAUAGGGACGGAAAGAUCACUGGGCACCAGGCUCGGAAUCUGUUCUUAAGUUGGAGGCUCCCGCGAGAGGCAUUGAAGCAGGUAUGGGAUUUAUCUGAUCAAGAUAAUGAUAGCAUGCUCUCCUUGAGGGAGUUCUGUAUUGCGGUCUAUCUAAUGGAGCGUUAUAGAGAGGGCCGACCUCUUCCCCCAGUGUUCCCAAGCACUAUAAUAUCUAGUGAGAGCAUGUUUACGCUUCCUGGCCAAUCUGUGGCACCACAUAGCAAUGCAUCCUUGGGACAUCCACAUGGUUUCCAACAGCAACACCUUCAUGGGGCCUCGAGACCACCAGCUAUUCCCAAAGGAAAGCCUCCGAGGCCGGUUCCUCUCUCUCCUAGUGAGGGAAUGGUCCAGCCCACUCAGCCAAAGCGUAAAAUGCCCGAGUUGGAAAAAAACCUUGUGGAUCAACUUAGCAAAGAGGAACAAGAUUCCCUCAACUUGAAGUUUGAAGAAGCAACUGCUGUUGAUAAAAAGGUGGACGAACUUGAAAAAGAAAUAGCUGAUUCCAAGCAGAAAAUUGAGUUCUUCCGUGCUAAGAUGCAGGAACUUGUUUUAUAUAAGAGCAGAUGUGACAACCGGUACAAUGAGAUCACAGAGAGAGUCUCGGGUGAUAAACGUGAGCUUGAAUCUCUAGCAAAAAAGUAUGAGGAGAAAUAUAAGCAGUCUGGCAAUGUAGGCUCUAAAUUGACUAUUGAAGAGGCCACAUUCCGCGAUAUACAGGAGAAGAAAAUGGAAUUGUACCAGGCAAUAGUCAAAUUUGAAGAAGGCAAGCUUGAUGAUAGUGUUGUUAAGGAGCGCACUGAACAUAUCCAAUCAGGCCUUGAGGAACUGGUUAAAAAUUUGAAUGAGCGCUGCAAACAAUAUGGAGUACGUGGCAAACCCACUUCGCUGGUGGAGCUUCCUUUUGGUUGGCAGCUUGGAAUCCAGGAAGGUGCUGCUGAUUGGGACGAAGAGUGGGAUAAGCUAGAGGAGGAAGGGUUUGCCUUCGUCAAGGAGCUUACACUUGAUGUCCAAAAUGUCAUAGCCCCACCAAAGGAAAAAACAUCUGCUUGGAGGAAAGAAGUUAACGUCUCUUCAAAAGAAGGUGAAGACGUUUCAUCCUCAGAUGUUGAGUCUAAAACAGAGAAAAAGCCAAGCAGUGGUGAAGAGGGUUCUAAGAAGGAUCCAGCAUCUGAACAUUCAGAAGGUAAAACAGAUAGAAACGGAUCUGUGGACGACUCUUAUGUUAGAAAGGGUAAUGAAGCUGAUGGUUCACCCCAGACCAAAGAUACGAGAAGUGAAAAUGGCCAUGAUGAUGGUGAAUCUACUGCUUCUGCUGGCAAAUUUGAUUAUGACUCUCACGAUGAGACAGAUUCAGUUUCAAGCUUCAACCCUGACAACGGAAAGGACAAAGAUCGUGAGAAGCAUGAUAGUGGCUUUGGAUUCGGGUUCGGAUUCGAUGACUUCAGCAUUAAGCCUAUAAAAACGGGUUCCACCCUUUCAAGUGACUUCCUCCCUCCUAAGUUGUCCAUAUUUUCUGAUUCCGUCCCAAGCACCCCGGCAGAAGCAAACGACGCUUUCAUUGCAAAACCUUCCUUGUUUGCUGACUCUGUCCCGAGCACCCCAGCGACAACCACUGCCUCUUACGCAGGCAACAAAUCAUUCUUUGAUGACUCGGUUCCUAGCACUCCUGCUUACCCAGGAAACUUGUUUCCGGAGAAGAAAUCAUUCUUCGAUGACUCGGUUCCAAGCACUCCUGCUUAUCCCGGAAACUUGUUUCCCGAAAAGAAAUCAUUCUUCGAUGACUCUGUCCCAAGCACUCCUGCUUAUAGCACGUCAGAUUUUGGUGGGAAGCCAUUUGCAUCAGAGACUCCUCGUUCAGACAACUUGUUCCCAGGAAGAAGUCCCUUCAUGUUCGACUCUGUCCCAAGCACACCUGCUGCACACGACGACUUCUCUUCCAACAGUUUCUCCCGCUUCGAUUCAUUCAACAGCAACAACAACGACGCUUUCUCUCUAUCCCGCACAGACUCGAUGCGCAGCACAAGCGAGCCCGACCCAUACGCAUCCAGGUUUGAUUCUUUCAACUAUCAAAGAUAUGAUUCCUUCAAUGCACAAAGCUUCGAUUCAUCUAGCAACAACUACACAUCCGAGACACCUAAAGCCUCAUUGACGAGAUUCGACUCAAUCGGAAGCACCAGAGACUCUGAUUACAGUCACGGAUUUGGGUUCGAUGACCAUGACCCGUUCGGUUCUACGGGACCAUUCAAAUCAACGACAACUACAGCAGAGACACCACGGAGUUCUGAUCACUGGAAUGCCUUCUAGCCCCAAGCCCACGUGUGAUACGAGUAUGAUCACAUUAUCAUAUAGUCGGAAGAGUCCUUUGUAUUUCGUUUGUUUGGUUUGCCCUCUGCUUGCUUCUCUCAUUUUUAUUUGUUAAUAUAUAAUAGUUCUUUUACCAAUUUUUUUUUUCGGGUUCUUCUAAGGAUUCAUUUUUUUUUUAACGAGUGUCCUUUUGGUCUCCGAGUAGUGUUUCUUUCUUUGCUCGUUUUGUUAUGAUGAAUAAUGAAUUUUUAUGUCCCUGUGGAACAAAAAAUUACAUUGUACCUUUGUAAUCGUAUGGAUAAUUUUCAGAUGUUUGUUAUAUUAGAUUGAUUGGUAUU